Molecule: messenger RNA, 2062 nt
Organism: Phalacrocorax carbo (great cormorant)
Lineage: Eukaryota; Metazoa; Chordata; Aves; Suliformes; Phalacrocoracidae
Source: RefSeq, a predicted model, not a curated record
CGGCGGGCGGCGGCUCCGGGCGCUGAGCCGGGUGCGGGGGGCCGGGGGGACCCUCGCCGCCUUGGUUUCUCCGCGGUGGGAAGCUCUCUGUGGUUUGGACUCGGAAGGCCAAGAUUAAAACAAGAAAAUACGGAUGUUUGUCAGGUUCUCUAAGCGGACGGGAGCGGCGAGUUAGGGUAGCUAGUUCUGCCGGAGCUCCAGAGCCGUUGUACUGCUUAGUGGAGUGUGGCUGGUGUUAAUCAGGGAGCUACGCCGGCCUGUCUUCGGUUUGGCUCAGGGUUGAGUUUAGCUGAGGCUGAGGGCUGUGCGGCUUGGUUCCAGAUCAGCAGAACUUCAGAGCCCCGCCAGUGCUUUAGUUUGAGGUGGAAAAAAAUAACUUUAGCUUUGCGUUGCAGUUCAGAGCGACGAUAUGUGUUCUUUCUUACGCUGUGAAGGUACAAGCUGAGUCUGACUCUUAAGUACCUGGGAUUUUUUCUGAUCUGUUUCCCAACCGGUCAACUUUCUCUGUUUUCCAGCAACAUCUUCAACGUUAUUUUUAAUUAAAACAUAGUAAAGUGAGUUUAUAUGGAAGAAAUGCUGUGGCUGUUCUCAACCUCUCUUACAAACUGAUUUCAGUGUGACAGUCUUCAGUAGUUUACGAGAUGAGCCAAACUCGUGGGAGAUAUGACUUCUGUAUUGGUCUGGUGUUGGCUAUGAGUUCCAGCAUUUUCAUUGGAGGAAGUUUCAUCCUGAAAAAGAAAGGCCUUCUCCGGUUAGCUAGGAAAGGUUCCAUGAGAGCAGGUCAAGGUGGUCAUGCAUAUCUUAAGGAGUGGCUGUGGUGGGCUGGACUUCUUUCAAUGGGAGCUGGCGAAGUAGCUAACUUUGCUGCCUAUGCUUUUGCACCAGCUACGUUAGUGACUCCUUUAGGAGCUCUCAGUGUUCUUGUAAGUGCCAUUCUGUCAUCCUUCUUUUUAAAUGAAAAACUUAAUCUACAUGGAAAAAUAGGGUGUUUGCUAAGCAUACUGGGAUCAACUGUGAUGGUAAUUCACGCUCCACAAGAGGAGGAAGUAGAAACUUUGAAUGAAAUGUCCCACAAGCUAGGUGAUCCAGGUUUUGUGGUCUUCGCAACUCUUGUUGUCAUUGUGUCUUUAAUUCUAAUAUUUGUGGUGGGACCUCGCCACGGACAGACCAACAUUCUCGUGUACAUAACAAUUUGCUCUGUAAUUGGAGCGUUAUCAGUCUCCUGUGUAAAAGGUUUGGGCAUCACUAUAAAGGAACUUUUUGCAGGAAAACCAGUGCUGAAACAUCCCUUGUCUUGGAUUCUGCUGCUAAGCCUUAUUGUCUGUGUGAGCACGCAGAUCAACUAUUUAAACAGGGCUCUGGAUAUAUUCAACACUUCGAUAGUGACUCCAAUAUAUUACGUAAUCUUUACAACAUCUGUUUUAACUUGUUCUGCCAUCCUCUUCAAGGAAUGGCAACACAUGGCGGCUGACGACAUUAUUGGCACCUUCAGUGGCUUCCUGACCAUUAUUGUGGGGAUCUUUUUAUUGCAUGCCUUCAAAGAUGUUAAUUUCACCCUAGCAAAUCUGCCCCUCUCUUUGCGGAAAGAUGACAGAGCAGCAAAUGGUACUUUGCUGAGCACGUUCGACUGCAUUAAUCACGAUGAAGAAAGUUCUGCCUGUGAAAUACAAUCCACUGAGAGCCUCUCGGCCAGGAGAAAUGGAAGUCUGUCAGCCUUCUGAAAAUACCUACGUGGUACUUACUUAAGGAAAGAACAAUUCUGGAACUCUCUUUUCGGCUGUGAAAUGUCUGAGCUUGUCUAGAAACUCAUGCCCUUUUUUAACAGUAUAUAUAGACAAUCGUUAAUUUUUAAGUUUGAUUAGUUUGGAUAAAGAACACUGAAGGGGUUUUUAUUUGCCUUAUUUUUACUUUAAAAAAUACUAAAAUGACCUCAGACCAUGGUUGUGUUGGCUUAAGUUAUGUGUAAAUACUUUCAUUUCAUUCUUCUGUUUUAAGAUGUAUUGCACUAAUGACAAUUUUAUCAAAAAUAAAUCGCUUUAUUUCUGCAUUGGUGGUAAAAAGA